This is a messenger RNA of Penicillium cinerascens, 1386 nucleotides long. RefSeq lists its product as uncharacterized. The transcript has 2 exons. The record is from RefSeq and is a predicted model, not a curated record. Lineage: Eukaryota; Fungi; Ascomycota; Eurotiomycetes; Eurotiales; Aspergillaceae. Bases 1 to 1386 code for a protein of 461 amino acids.
AUGGCAAUCUUUACAAAAGACAAGUUUGACGAUGCCAAGCUGAGUGACAUGCUUGGCCAUUUCGCCAAACUCCCAAUUGAACUACGUCUGUUGAUAUGGGACCUCGUCUUUCUCGAAAUUCACCCGUACCCACGCCGACGUAUCUCACCCCAAACCAACAUUCUCUCUAUCCUCCGUUGCAGUCGCUAUCUCUACUGUGAAAUUUCUCAUCGUCUUUACAAUAACAUCUCACCCGCUCUCCUCGUACGCCGGGUGGACGACAAAAAAUGUUGGAUAACUGCGGGCAUGUUUUCUAACAAAAUUCAUGCCCAGUGGGACUUGGAGAGCAAGGGUGAUACUCAAAGGCAUAUAGCCAGUCUUCCAUUCGACAAACUUCGUGAUUCAUACCUGUUCAUCGAAAUUCGCCCCUCUUCUCGACAUGACCCAGGUCAAAUCAUCCAGAUGUGGCAAAAACUAAAUUACAUAGUCGACAUCAUACAAGAGUUGCCACAACCACCGUGUGUGCGAAUAUCGCUUCUGGGAAGAUGGACAGUCCAAAAACGGACACGGGAGAGCAUCAAAUACACCAAGGGAUAUCGACCUGACCAUGACAUCGUGAUGUUACCUUUCACUCGCCUGUCACGGUGGGAGUACAGUCUACCGUCAAAUCUGUCAAAAGUGAUCUCACGCGAGUCAAGUAACCGAGAGCAUUCUCUUCUAUAUCGAUUCAUGGCAUUUGAAAGCUUGAAUAGCGAUGGUUUUGCCCGAGUUGAUAUGACACUGAUUACGGAUAUCGAUCACCUGCGCAUUGAUACGCGCAUAUUCCUCGACUCGUGGCUCGGUUGUGUUGAAGGCAAGACAGCAGAUCUCCUCCGUUUGGAACGAUUCAAACAUUGGUAUGAACCAGGCGACAGUUGGAAGUCUGCCUACGAAGAGCAGUACCUCGCAGAUCUUGUCGCCAAUUUUUCAAUCGUUCGGAAGCAUGACGGCCAACUUUUGUGGGCUAAAAAAAGAUUUGAGAUGCUGAUUCUCAUGCACCAUAUAGCAUGGGCGGCACAAGAUUCCAUCACCAAUGUUUUCGAUUCCUUAGAUGCCAAGCAGCUAACACCGUACACCAAGUGGGACCCUGAGGUUCUUUCGAAAAAGUGGCCCAAUGGCGUCGGCAUGCCUGUUGAGACAUUAUCUGCACCUAUAUGGAGGGAAAGGAAAACUAUUGUCGAUGCCUACACCCAAAAGAAUACUAAGCGAAGGGACUUCUGGGACGAGCUGGAAUGGUGGGGAUGGGAUGCUUCUUUCUUUUUAGAGGAACCGAUUUCUGAAGUCAUGACGAACACGGGGCUCCUGGGACAGCCUCUGGCACUGGAUCCUGUCGCCACGGGCAUGAAAUGGUUAGAAGAAGAAAAUUGA